Molecule: messenger RNA, 1526 nt
Organism: Cephus cinctus (wheat stem sawfly)
Lineage: Eukaryota; Metazoa; Arthropoda; Insecta; Hymenoptera; Cephidae
Gene: Sap30
Product: histone deacetylase complex subunit SAP30 homolog
Exons: 4
Coding region: 716-1246 (176 amino acids)
Biological process (GO): regulation of DNA-templated transcription
Cellular component (GO): histone deacetylase complex
Molecular function (GO): transcription coregulator activity; protein binding
Source: RefSeq, a predicted model, not a curated record
GUGCCUGGGCAUCUUUCCAGUUCGCCAUAGAAUGGCUACCAAUGAGCACGUCUCUUUAUACUUGGAAUUGGCUGAAUAUAAUAUUAUUUUUCUAGAAGUUUAAUGUAAAUGUACCUUGAAACAAGAUGGUGAAAUAUCAAGUGAAAUAAUGGAAAAUGAGCGAUAAUCAGGUGCCGUUGAACUCUAUUCGAUUUCCCUGGAUAUUUCUAUUAGGAAUAUUAACGUUUUUAAAAUAAUAAUUAGUCUAUUUUUUCUUAUUACAUGAAAAAUCGGUCAUAUUAAGUUGGCUGUUCUGUCAGUUGUUUGUUUGGGGUCUUUUGCCCGACUCGUGAAAAGGCUACCAUGUAAAUAACAAAGUGUCUCCGGAGUUGAAUGCAAUACGAAUAUCAUCUUUUUAGAACGCCGAAAAAUCAUUUUUAUCUGAAUGUAAUCAUCCAGAUGACUUUUUACUGUGAUCUUUUUAAGUAAUAUUGUAAAACUGUUAAUGUACUACAAAUUUGUGCAAUCAUAUUGUUUCGCGAAUUUUCUGCAUCCUUUCCUGUCUGUACCGUCUGAUUGCUGAUACUUUGCUGACAGGGGCUUUGGAAUCCAAAAAUAUUUCUUAGAAGAAAGAUGACUAACAAUACUCAAAAAGACAUAGAAGGUCGUUUUAAGGCCUGACGCAAAUUUCUUUUGAUUUUUUAAUUACUACAGUUAUUCAUCUUUGACACAUACAAUGAACGGGUUUAGCACUGGUGAAGAAGACUCACGUGGAGCAGCUGAUCAAAUUUGUUGUCUCGUUGAUGAGGGAGAAAGAUGCUCCAGACCAGCAGGCAAUGCUUCCUACAGCAAAAAAAUUCAGAAGACUGUCACUCAGAGGCGUCUCAAACUAAAUUUGGACAAUAUGGCUCGACAUAUUUAUAUUUGUGAUUAUCACAAGCAAGUUAUUCAGUGUGCUAGAUCCAAGCAGCAACAGCAGCAGCGGAGAAGAAAGGACUCUGAAGAAGACUCUGGAGAGACAGAUAAUGAUCUUCCUGAAGUUGACCUCUUCCAGUUGCAGGUUGGCACUUUGAGGCGAUACAAAAGACACUUUAAGGUUUCAACAAGGCCUGGACUUAACAAAGCUCAACUGGCUGAUACUCUCAUGAAACACUUUAAAACUAUCCAAGUAGUGGAGAAGGAAGCUUUGAGCUUUUUCUUUUAUACUGUAAAAACAAAUGCAAAUAAACUGGAUCAGAAGAAUGGACUGAGCAGUGAAGCUACGUAGCCUUCUGUGAGAAUGCAUCAAUUCUCUUAAUUUAACAUAUAUUUACAGCUUUUUACAGUUAUUAUACUAAGCUUAGCCUGUCAUAAGAAAUCAUGUGAACAGAUAUUGUGGUAGUUACAUUAUAUAUAAUGUCUAACAGAACUUAUGGAACUUGAAAAAAAAUCCCUGAUAUGAAAUGCUAUUGCAUUCUCCUACUUUCAUAGAUAUACUAUGAGAGUCUAUGUGUAAUGGGAAUGUGGCAAAAUGAAAUUACAUGUACAUUAUAAUUUAUUUAAGCAAA